UAGCCGCUCCAGAUCUCGUAGGUUCUUCCUGUGUUAGCUUCAUGCUGGCCUACUUCCAUUCUGCUACAAACUUAUGACAAUCUAACAAGAUGUCUGGUGAAGUUCUCUACUCCAAUGUCAAGUUCACUCGAAAACCAGGUGACCGAGCAGCUGAUAAACUGUGUGCAGGAAGGGAAGGUGAUGUCACCUAUGCUACACUGAAGUUUGCAGUAACUCCAAGCUCCCAGCAGCAGCAGCAGACAGACCCCACCCACACAGCAGACCCCACCCUGCCUGUGAGUGCUGCUGGCAAAGCCUCUUCAUACAGACAGUCUGCACUGGUCCUCCUCAUCCUGAGCUGUCUCUUACUGAUUGCUGUCAUCUCCCUCGCUGUGUAUCACUUCAAAACUAAAGAAAACCCUGAGAAAUACACCAGCCUGUCCACAAAUUAUUCAUCAUUACUGGAUCGGCUCCAUAACUUGAGCAGUGACUACAGCAACCUCAAUAAGAAUCAUUCUGAGCUGCAGAGUAACAACAGCAGACUCCAAAAAGAAAAUUCUGAAUUGAAAAAGAACAAUACUGAGCUUUCUGUGAAAUCAUCAAUCUUGAAUAAAUAUUGUCCUCUCAAAGAAGGCUCUUCAAAGGAGCGGGUUUGUUGUCCAGAGAAGUGGGUGCAGUUCAAUGGAAAGUGCUACUACUUCUCAACUGAUACAAUGGACUGGAACUCCAGCCAGGCUAGCUGUGUGUCAAUGGGAGCAGACCUCGUAAUUAUAGAGAGUGAGGCAGAGCAGAGGUUCUUAUUAGAUAAAGCUAAAUCCCAGACUGGGCAGAAUUCCUACUGGAUGGGCCUGACUGACGCUGUUACUGAAGGAGUCUGGCUCUGGGUGGACGGCGCUCCUCUCAAUGACAAGGCAAAAUACUGGCACAGUAAGGAGCCGGAUGACUGGAAGAAAGAGGACUUGUCUGGGGAGGAUUGUGCACGUCUUGUAUACGAGAUACAUUGGGCAAAUUCUCUCUAUACCUGGUUUGAUGCAUCGUGCACAUGGCAGCAAAAUAGAAGGAUUUGUGAAAGAACGGCAGUGAUAAUUAAUAUUUAAAAUCAGUGCGGGUCUGUUUCACUUUCUCUCUCUAUUUAGAUAGCAAACAAGCUACACAAUCAAUACCAUAAGUUACUUACAUUUAACUUUAUCAAACUAUGGUAUCCAAGUGUUUUUAUGAAAAAUAUAAAACAAAUACACAUUAAAAAAAAUCAAUCCAGAGCUUUUAUAAAGAGUUUGUUGAUUCAAAUGCCAUUUCUAUUACUGUUUUUAAAUUUCCCCUGACAUUUGCAAUCAUUUAUAAAAACAGAUCUAGAGAACAAUGAUAAGAACUAGGAACAAUUACAAACAUUCCUUAGAAAAGCUUUCCAUAGUAGCACAGCAAAGUGUAAUGAAGCACACAGAGAGGGAAAUUCCUACUGCUCAUCUUUAUCUUUUUUAGUUCUCCUGAGAAGAAAUUAAAGUCUCAGUUUCAUAUCAUGUAUAUCUCUAACAUGUCUGAAAUGUUUCUCCUAAAAGAACUACUGGAGAAAUAAAAUGAGCAACAAAUUAGAUGUAUGAGAGACACAUGAGCAUUAGAAGAGAAAUAAAACUGAGCAGUAUGAGAAAUAAGCGAUAUCUCAUUUUCCUAUCAAUUACAUCUCUUCAGUGUCUCAAAUGUUUCUCCUAAAAGCGUUAUUGGAGAAAUACAAAAAUCAUUAAAGUGACAAAUAAUACUUAUAGUUUAACCUUCCUUCCAUUUCCUCAAGAGUUAAGAGUUAUUACUUUUCCUGUAAUGCGUUUUGAGAUUCAGAAGUUUGAGUUUGUUAUUACAAAUUCCAGCUUAUUCUCUUUUGAAUGCUUUAGAAUAGUACCCAAGACAAUUUUUGCUUUUACUGCACAAAUGUCUACCUCUAAUAGUAUGGGCCUAUAAAUCUCUCUAAGUCUCUCUGCAGCAUUUACCCUCCAGCAUAAACUACGCAAAAUAAUGAAUAUCACUGUAAUAAAGGUAAAAAUCAUUCUUAUAUUCAAUUUCAAGAAAAACA
Messenger RNA from Polyodon spathula (Mississippi paddlefish), 2041 nucleotides. RefSeq names its product asialoglycoprotein receptor 1-like. The coding region runs from base 90 to 1076 and encodes 328 amino acids. The transcript has 7 exons. The record is from RefSeq and is a predicted model, not a curated record. NCBI's taxonomy places the organism in Eukaryota, Metazoa, Chordata, Actinopteri, Acipenseriformes, Polyodontidae.